AGAUCGCGUGGGAGCCGCUUCGCUAGGCAAAGUAAAACUCCUUUGAACGGAAGGCAGAACAGGUAGGUUGGUAGUGCUUACAUUCCAUUCCAAGACAUCCCUCUCUCUCUCCUCAUUUCUUUCUUAAAAAAAAAAACGCCAUAGUUUCUCUCUCCUAUCUCUGUCUCACUGAGUUGGAGGUUCUCCCGACUCGGUUCGCCGCACAUGGCCGCCCCGAGGACUCGCUCCGGCCGAUCAACGCCGCUUAGAGAUUCUUCCUCCGAGAAGAUGGACGGUGCUGGUAGUUGGGACGCCAUCGAAUGGACCAAGAUUGAGCCUGUUUCGCGGUCCAUUUCGCUUAUGAAUUUAGAGUUUUUGCUUGAGGAAGAGCAAGUAAUUGUGGAGGGUUAUGGUGUUGUUCUUGUUAACACUGAUGAGGCAGGGACACUGAUAGUAACCAAUUAUCGACUUAUUUUUCUGAGUGAAGGAACUAGGAAUAUCAUUUCUCUUGGUACCAUACCACUCAUGACAAUUGAGAAGUUCAGCAAAUUGUUUGUAAAGACACAAUCAGCUCCUCGUCAGUCUGACAAGAGUCCAUCUCGUAGACUUCUGCAGAUUAUUGGCAAAGACAUGAGAAUUAUAGUCUUUGGAUUUCGCCCUCGAACAAAGCAGAGACGUGCAAUAUUUGAUGCAUUAUUGAGGUGUACCAAGCCAGCAAGAAUCUGGGAUCUUUAUGCUUUAGUUUGUGGUCCUUCCAAAUUCGGAAAUUCUAAUCCUCAGGUGCGGUUAUUAAAUGAAUAUUUUCGGCUUCUUGGCAAAGGGUCCUACCGAGCUUCAAUGAGCAUGAUAGAAGAUGGGUCUUUCACAUUGUCCAAUGACCUGUGGCGAAUAAGUAGUGUAAACUCCAGCUAUGCAAUCUGCCAGACUUAUCCAUUUGCUUUGAUUGUUCCAAAAGGCAUUUCUGAUGACGAAGUGAUUCAGGCUUCCAGCUUUCGUGCAAGAUGUCGAUUGCCCGUAGUUACUUGGUGCCAUCCAGAAACUGGAGCAGUUCUUGCACGAUCAUCCCAACCAUUAGUUGGUAUCAUGAUGAACAUGAGGAGCAAUACUGAUGAGAAGCUUGUGGCUGCACUUUGUACUCAACUUGGUGGAACAGGGGUACAACGGAGGAAGCUUUAUAUAGCUGAUGCAAGACCUAGAAAAAAUGCUUUGGCUAAUGGUGCAAUGGGAGGUGGCUCAGAGUCAUCUUCAAAUUACUUUCAAUCUGAGAUAGUUUUCUUUGGGAUAGACAACAUCCAUGCAAUGCGAGAGAGUUUUGGUCGGCUGAGAGACUACUUAGAUACACAUGGCGCAACUUCAUCAGAUGGAAUGUCGUCAUUCUUGAGACACGGUGGAUGGACUUGGGGUGGAGGUAAUCUCAGUAGUAUGUCUGCUUCUGUGUCAACUCUUGGGGACAGUGGUUGGUUGAUACAUGUACAAAGUAUCUUGGCUGGUUCAGCUUGGAUUUCUGCACGUGUUGCUUUAGAAUCGGCAUCAGUACUUGUUCAUUGCAGUGAUGGUUGGGAUAGAACCACUCAGUUGAUUUCACUUGCCAAUUUGUUGCUGGAACCAUACUAUCGGACAUUCACGGGGUUUCAGGCACUUGUUGAAAAAGAUUGGCUAGCAUUUGGUCAUCCAUUUUCAGAUCGUGUGGGCAUGCCAACUGUAUCUGGGGGUGGCAACAUACCUUACGAAUUAUCUAGGCAGUCUUCCGCUGGUGGUUUUCCAUCAUCACCCAUGCGCCAAUCAGCAGGAUCGCAUACAUCCCAAAAUCCUAGUUCUACUCAUGCACAGAAUUCAAACAACUAUUCCCCUAUAUUUUUGCAGUGGAUUGAUUGUGUUUCACAAUUGAUGCGGAUGUAUCCUUUUGCAUUUGAGUUCUCCUCGGCUUUCUUAGUGGAUCUCUUGGACUGUAUGCUUUCAUGUCGCUUUGGAAACUUCUUGUGUAAUAGUGAAAAGGAGAGGCAACAGUGUAGUAUUGCUGAAGCUUCUGGAUGCCUGUGGGUAUAUUUGGCUGAUUUGCGUGCUGCAGAAGGGAGUUCUCAUGUACACUAUAACCUCUUUUAUGAUCCACUGAAACACAACAGUCCAAUAUUACCUCCGGCAGCAGCUUUAGCACCGACUCUGUGGCCUCAAUUUCAUCUUCGUUGGUCUUGUCCCACAGAAGCCCAAGCUGGGGAGGUGGAGGCUGUAUGUCGGAAGAUGGCUUUUAAAUUCUCCGAAUUGCAAAAGGAAAAAGAAGUGGCAGAGAACAAAGCUAAGAACAUGGUUACUGCUAUGGAAUCUUUAAGUGCAGAGUUAAGAAAUGAACAGAAUGCCAGAAUUUCAACUAUGAGCCAGGCCAAAAGAGCCAGCAAGGAAAACGAGGCUUUUAAACGAGCCAUUCAAUCACUAGGAUGCAAGGUCCACUUCUCCGGAAGUGGCGAUUGCACAGUUGACAUUGAAAAUAGCUUGAUUGGUACUCCACAGAAAUUUGCUCAUUCUCCCUCAAAGAGAGAUUCGGACUGUAUCACACAGAAUGAUGAAAAAUCAGACCUCUCUGUUUCAAUCACAGUUAUGGCAGAUGAUAUUGCUCCGAGCAAUCAAAUUGGUCGAAUGUGUGAAACAUUAUGCCCACUUCGCACUCGAGAUGGAGGCUGCAAGUGGCCAGAUGCUGGAUGUGCUCAGCUCGGCAGCCAAUUUGUUGGACUUAAGGCAAAUUUUGACGCAUUUGACCGACUUUCUAUUUACGAUGGCUACUUUCAGCCCAAGUGAAUAAUAGGUUAGGUUAGAGUAGUUCCAAGAUUAUUUUUCACUUGCCCUCAAAUUAAAUUGAGUGGCAAUGGCCCUUAGAAUUUGAAAAAUGGGGGUCCCGGAACUGUUUGUACAGAGAAUGUAGAGUUACUCUGAAUCAACCUAUUAGCUUAAGGAAUUUUGUUGUAUAAGAAGACGAGUUGGUAAUCAUUUGUGGAGUAACUGUGGUAGUGAUCGACGGCCCAUACAAGUUUCUUUAGAUGUUUCUAGCUUGACCAAAUACGUUUCAAUUCAUUUCCCCAAUAAGAUUAACCCGUGUACAUGUUUUAGGCUUAGCUAUGUGUUAUAGCUACUCUUUACCAGCAUCUAUUUAUGUGCAAUGAUACAUUUAGUUAUUUAAUAAAAAAAUUGGGUAUUGGCGAAAACAA
Molecule: messenger RNA, 3176 nt
Organism: Humulus lupulus (European hop)
Lineage: Eukaryota; Viridiplantae; Streptophyta; Magnoliopsida; Rosales; Cannabaceae
Product: phosphatidylinositol-3-phosphatase myotubularin-1-like
Exons: 19
Coding region: 205-2769 (854 amino acids)
Biological process (GO): dephosphorylation
Molecular function (GO): phosphatase activity
Source: RefSeq, a predicted model, not a curated record